Messenger RNA from Paramuricea clavata, 5846 nucleotides. Lineage: Eukaryota; Metazoa; Cnidaria; Anthozoa; Malacalcyonacea; Plexauridae. The record is from the annotation of a GenBank genome assembly.
UUGGUUUGUUGUGACUUCGAAAUUUGCAUUCGAAAGUUACAGCUUUUAAAAGGGAAUUAAAGUAUUAAGUUUUGUUUGGCGAAAAUCAUUAAGAAUGAGCAAGGACGCCGUGACAGCGAGAAGGGAUUUAUAUUGCUUAAUCUGUUUUACGAAAUUCACUUCGAAACGACCGGAAUUUAUUCCAAGGAAUCUCAACUGCGCUCAUUCGUAUUGUACAGGUAUCUGUGUUUUUAUGAAGUAUUAAGAUUUGUUAGACUACGCGUGUACGAGGUCAGACGAGUCCGUACCGCGGUUCCAUUUCAUGUUCCAACGAGGAAUUAGUAGGGUUACUUCAAUUUCUCAUUUCGUCGCUGUGAACGAGACGGGCGAAUUCGUUCGAAUUUAGUAUGAUUUCGAAUUCCUUCCGUUCAAAUGUAGCCUUAUACCUUUGUAUUAUUUUAGAUAUUCGGUGCCUUUGCUAUCUUUAAUGAUGUUUUUAUUAUUAGUGUUUGGUAAUUUCUUAAUGAUUUGUUAAAAAUUUGAUGCAUAUAUUGUUUAAGGACUUUAAGCCUUGGCAAUUGUGUAAUUCAAUAAACUCUUUUUUUAAGUGCAUAUUUAUGCUUAGGGACAAUAUAUAUCAAUAAGGGAUAGAGCUAUUCAGUAUAAAUAAAGUUAGCUUAGGUUUCCUCCUGUAGUAACACUGGAUCAAUAAGAGAUUAAUUCAUCCUUAAUGAACCUCUAGGAAGAACAGUUUAGAACUGAUAGAGCUAUCCAGUGUAAAUCAAGUUAGUUUAUAUAGUUUAUGUUUCAUCCUGUAGUAACACUAGAUCAAUAAGAGGCGAUCCUUACUGGACCUCUAGGAAGAACAGUUUAGAACUAUUUAGAGCUAUCCAGUACAAAUAAAGUUAGUUCAGUUUAGGUUCCUCCUGUAGUAACACUGGAUCAAUAAGAGAUGAUCCUUACUGGACCUCUAUAGGAAGAACAGUUUAGAACUGAUAGAGCUAUCCAGUAUAAAUACAGUUAGUUUAGUUUAGGUUUCCUCCUGUAGUAACACUGGAACAAUAAGAGAUGGUCCUUACUGGACCUCUAGGAAGAACAGCUUAGAACUGAUAGAACUAUCCAGUAUAAAUAAAGUUAGUUUAGGUUUAAUUUCCUCCUGUAGUAACACUGGAUCAAUACAAGAUGAUCCUUAUACUGGAUCACUAAGAAGAGCAGUUUAGAAUUGAUAGAGCUAUCCAGUAUAAACACAGUUAGUUAGUCUAUAUCUAUUAUAUUUAUCCAAGGUUGUUUGUUAAAACUGGAAGAAUACCAAGGCGAUGUCUUAGAAUGCCCGCGAUGCAAAGUGCGUUCGUUAUUGCCUCUGAACGGCGUGUUAGGUUUGCAGAAAAACUAUGAUCUGUUGAUGGCCGCCAUGGAAACGAACGAAGCCGAGCAGGAACUCUGCAAUUUUUGCAUCAGAAAACUGGUCUACCCUCCACGAACUGUGACCCUAAACUGCCGAGAUUGUGGUGUCCUGUUUUGUGGCCUGUGUUCUGAUGAGAUUCAUAAACAAGUCGAGUUUCGGACGCAUAAUAUAUGUCUAGCAAUUGCGGAAAAUGAUAUUAACGGGAACGACGUGAAGCCGGGACGUCCUAGGAGUGCUUUGCCAAGGAAUGGAUCGGGAAGGCCAGCUUUAAGGAGAUAUAACAGUUCUUUGGAUGCAUUACCAGGUAUGAGCUGGCUUACCAUCAACUAAUAAACGUAUAAAAAUAACUUGACCCCACUGGACCCCUUGCUCAUUGUUGGAAGCCUAUCGCAACUUAUUCACCUUAAUCUUUUUUCCCUAGCUUGUGUAAUUAACAUGGGCGUACCGGAAGGAAAAAAUUAGGGGGGCGGAAAGAAAAUUGCCCGACUUUUCGUGAUUUUGCCCGACUAGUACCAAAAAUUUUUUCCCGGAAAAUUUUUUUUGGCGACCUCCCCCCCCCCAAAAAAAAAUUUCGGUCAGUGUACCAUUUAAGGGGUCAAAAAAAUUUUCCGGACGGACCAAAAUUUUUCGGAGCAUCACAUAAAUUUUCCAAAAAACUACAUUUACCACAAAAUUGACUAAAUUUUUGAAAAAAAUGACAGAAUUUGUCCGAUUUUUUUUUAUAACAACCCAAAAUUGCCCGACUGUUAAUCGAAUAUUGCCCGACUGCCCAAAAAGCUGGGGGGGCUACCGCCCCCCCCCCCCGCCCGGUACGCCUGGUACGCCUAUGGUAAUUAAUAUUCAACCGUCAGUCGAAUCACAAAAAGACUUCGGUAGGACUUGAACCACAAUGGUACAUUACAACCUGUAGUCUUUACCACAAGACCACUUGCGCGUUGUCUGUAGCUUAUCGCAACUUAUUCACCUUAACCUUUUUCUCUAGAUUGUAUAAUUAAAAUUCAACCAUUUUAGAAUCACAAAAUGACUUCCGUAGGAUUUGAACCACAAUGGUACAUUACACAACCUGUAGUCUUUACCACUAGACCACUUGCUCGUUGUCGGUAGCCUACCGCAACUUAUUCACCUUAACCUUUUUCUCUAAAUUGUAUAAUUAAAAUUCAACCAUUUUCAAAUCAUCACAAAAUGACUUCUGUAGGACUUGAACCACAAUGGUACAUUAGAACCUCUAGUCUUUACCACUAGACCACUUGCUCGUUGUCUGUAGCCUAUCGCAAUUUAUUCACCUUAACCUUUUUCUCUAGAUUGUAUAAUUAAAAUUCAACCAUUUUCAAAUCAUCACAAAAUGACUUCUGUAGGACUUGAACCACAAUGGUACAUUAGAACCUCUAGCCUUUACCACAAGACCACUUGCUCGUUAUCUGUAGCCUAUCGCAACUUAUUCACCUUAACCUUUUUCUCUAGAUUGUAUAAUUAAAAUUCAACCAUUUUCGAAUCACAAAAUGACUUUUGUAGGACUUGAACCACAAUGGUACAUUACACAACCUGUAGUCUUUACCACUAGACCACUUGCUCGUUGUUCGUAGCCUAAACUUAGAUGUUUAUGACGUUGAAUAUGUUUGGCAUAACCAUUCAACUUGGAUGGUUAUGGGUAGUAUGUGUAGGUUUUUGUUCACAAUUUCAUCGAAAAUCGUUCAACAUUCCUGAUUUGUUGGACGAACAUUUUCAUAACAGGCGUUAACUAUAGUGUCUUAAUAUAUUUUCGUUAGAAUGUGAGGAACACAGUGAAAAAUUAAAACUCUACUGCAGUGAAUGCAAGAUGGUGUGCUGUACUUUCUGUCAAAUCGAGGGACGUCACAAGAAUCACAAAAUACUGCACAUCCACGAAGCAGAAGACCUCGACAAACGAAGCUUGUGUCGACUUCAGCAGAAAGUAGACGAAUACGGUGAGAAAUAUAUCAAAUCUCGAAGCGAUGUACAAAAGGCGAUCGAAGAAACGAAAAGAAAUGACGUGAAAGUCCAAGACAUUGUCAGGAGAUAUUUUCGUGAGUUGAGAAUGGCAAUUGAACAUGGCGAGAAAAUUAUUUUGGAGGAAGCUGGGAAACGGAAUAAAGCCACCUUAAGAUCACUUAACGAACAACUGAGGUGAGUAGUACUAUAGUGGUACACUUUGCGCCAAUGGCCUCAUUUACAUGUUUUGCGCACGAUUAAAAUGUGCAUUAUAGUAAGAGAUUUUGUUCAACAUUUUAUGCGCUAUUUUAUUUCAAGUAGAAAAAAUUCGCAUUUCAUUGUCAAACACUUGUCCCAUUUCCCCGCAAAAUAAUUACUACUCCCGAACGCCUCCCUAACCAAAUAUCUUAUUUUCAGUUCGAUGAUCGAUAUAUCAAGCCGCGCCAAGACCGCCAGUCGACGAUGUGACGAAAUUUUAAGCCUGGAUUAUUUUGACCUGAUGGACGUGAAAAAAGAAGUUGAGAAUGAUGUGAAGAAUGUUCUUCAGAUGGAAUGUAAAACUGCGCCAUGCGCAUCCCCCAAACUGCAAUGUCAGUUUCCCAAUCAUGAAACAUUACUUAACGAACUGAGAACAUGCGCGAAAAUUGUUACAGGUAAGUGAAAAAAUGCACUGAUACAAUAUAAUAUAAUAUAAUUCCUUACUGGACUACAUUUCAAGUCGUCGCAUUUUGAUCCAAACCAUACCAUACCGUACCGUACCAUAUCUUACCUUAUAUGAUUUUCCAAAACCCGACUACAAUUGCCUUUCAGUCCCAGAUGCACCUCUUCAGUUAUUUUGUAAACUGACUGAGCCAAGGAUCAUAUCAAUCCAAUGGAGUCCUCCUCCAACAAAUCCAUUCGUAUAUCCAGUACAAGAAUACAUCCUACAGAGUAACACAGGUAAGAAUUCGGGCUGAACGAUGUUUAUAUAACUAACUUUAUUUAUACUAGAUAUUUGCACUAAAACUGUUCUCCCUAGAGGUCUAGUAAGGAUCAUGUCUUAUUGAUCUAGUGUUACUACAGGAGGAAACCUAAACUAACUUUAUUUUUCCAUGUGCAAUACAACGUUUGUUCUAAACUGUUCUGCAGCGGUCCAAUAAACUUGUUCUAUUUUCUAAUUUUUUCCUAUAUUUUCCAUAUCAGGGGAAGACAAUGGGUUUGUGCUUGUUUACAAAGGAAGUUCGACUACGGUGUUACUGAACACCGAAGAUGGCAAGGUUCUCCGUGAUGUCAAAUGCAAGUCAGAGAAACAGAUAAAUAAACUGGAAAAUCGCGUACAAUUUCGCGUCGCUGCUAUUAAUAUUAUUGGCCAGAGCAACUGGAGUUCACCGUUUGCUAUACGAGUGCACGAGCGUUCAACACUCACUGACCUGGUGUUUAAAUAGAGUAGUAAAAAAGCCUACCGAGGAACAAGUGGAAUUUCAGAAAUUUUCCACAUUGUACCAGAAAGUUAACCUAUUGAUCGCCUACAACAUAACAUAAUCUUAUCUACUUUACUCACUUUUAUUUUUAAAAUUCUCCCAGGAUGAAUACUCCUCAUUGAACACAUAUAAGCUAUUUAUAUAGACAAUUUAAAGUCCGAUGGAAUCGGGUGCAAAUGGAGAAAAUUUCUAACACAAGGCACCAGCUCAUUUCAUCGAAUUUCACCGGGCUUUAAAUCCUCUAUAAAUUGUUAAAACGUGUUAAAUGGGAUAAAAUAAGUAACAAUAUACCGUUGGCUUUCAUCCUGUGUGAAUAUUUAUGGAGAAAAAGCAUAAAACGUAUUUCAAAAUUUUCUCACCCAAUAAAGGAUUAAGACCACUAGCUUAGCUAUAAUAAGUUCGGUAUCUUGAACAUGUGCUCGAGCGCAGGUAAAAGACCCUGGCUAGCGAGGUUGGUGCUCCAGUGGUCAAAACUACCGACGUCAACAGGCGUCAAAUGAGUGAUGGAUCGAUUCUCGCCGAACAAUAUUUUUAUAUUUUAACACUAAGAAAUAUUUGGAAAAUAUUUGACGAUUUCAUGUCUCAUGGAAUCAGGUGUAAAUAGAGAAAAUUUCACACAAGGCACCGGCCCAUUACGCCGGAAUUCACCGGGCUUUGAAUCGUUUUAAAACAGUUUAAAUAUGUCCAUUAGGGAAGAAUAAGUAGGAAUCCACCGUUGGCUUUCGUCCUGGGUUACUAUUUUAGGGAAAAAAAGAUAAAAACGUAAUUUUAAAUAUCGCUCAAUGAUAAAGGAAAAAAUUUGUCCAGGGCGAAACCUGUAAUCAUUACCACUAGACCAAGAGUUCGGAGUUGUAAACUAACCACAACUGAACUAAGUGGUCUUAAUCUUUCGUUCAUUACGCAUAUUUUAAAUGGAGAAUCAGUCCGGAUCGAAUUUGAUACAAGGCACCGGCUCAUUUCACCGAAAUUCACCGGGCUUUAAAUCGUCUUAAAAUUAUUUAAAUAUGUUCAUUAGGGAAGAAUAUGUAGAAAUCUACCGUUGGCUUAAUUCGUCC